Theobroma cacao (cacao) is the source of this 2044-nucleotide messenger RNA. Its product is annotated as acyl-CoA. The record is from RefSeq and is a predicted model, not a curated record. NCBI's taxonomy places the organism in Eukaryota, Viridiplantae, Streptophyta, Magnoliopsida, Malvales, Malvaceae.
UCGAAUCUCGGAUACAUAUUUCGAGUUUAGUGGUACCCUAAAAUCGAUUUUCUGAAACCUUAGAACCGGUUUUUUGAAACCCCAAAAUUAGUUUAGUGAAACUCUAAAACUGAUAUUGGAAACCUUAAAAUCGACUCAAAAAUCCAGUUAAGUCAGACAAGAGUAAAUCGCCAUCGCAGCUCCAUUCCGCCUUCCUCCCGCAUUAUAUCCCCGCCAUGAGAUCAAAAAGGAGAGAAAAAAAAAUAAAGAAAAUGUAUGUUGGUGAAGGCUACCACGCGUCAGCAAAAUAACCUUAUUUAUUUAAUAUAUACAUAUAUGAUAAUUAAAUGGAUGGAUAUUUCUUAUUGGCAAAGGCGAAGUGAGGUACAAGUUAGAAGUCGAGCGUUGAGAGUGUGGGAGCGGGCAUGGCAGCAGCAGCAGUACUCAGCUACUGCAAGCCUUCGCCAUUUAUUGGCCAAUUUCCUUCCAGCUUUGGGAAGUCAGUAUCUUCACAAAGCUUUGAAAUCUCAACGCAGGCAUCUAGAGUCACUGCACUAUUUUGGGGAUCUAAGAAAUCUGUGAAGUCUCAACCUUUAGAUUCUUCAUUGGGGGAUUUCACUUUGAUAGGGGCAGGAACAGAGGAAGCUACGGGGAACCAGGCAAGAGGCAAGAAGAUAUCGGUCUCUAUUAUUUCUUCAAUCAUGGAGGUUUCACCACAUGAAUGGGAUGCGUGCACUCUGGACGCUACAGGUCCUGAGAAGUUUAAUCCAUUUCUUACUCAUGGUUUCCUUUCAAGUUUGGAGGAAACAGGUUGUGCAGUGAAGGAAACAGGAUGGAUGCCAAGCCAUGUCGUUGCUAAUGAUGAAUCUGAAAAUAUUUUAGGUGUUGUUCCACUCUAUCUUAAAAGCCAUUCCUACGGUGAAUUUGUUUUUGAUCAUUCUUGGGCAGAUGCCUACUAUAGUUUUGGAUCAAGAUAUUACCCAAAGUUCCAAUGUUGUGUGCCUUUCACUCCAGUGACUGGGCCUAGGAUUUUAAUCCGCAAUACUUCAUUCAAAGAUCAAGUUUUUGACAUUAUAGUCUCUGCUCUGAAGGAUCUGACAGCCAAGUCUCAAGUUUCCUCUCUGCACAUUACCUUUCCAUCUGAAACCGAGUGGGAAAAAUUGAAGGAUAAAGGAUUCUUACAAAGGAUUGGAAUGCAGUACCACUGGAAGAAUCGCAACUAUAAAUGUUUUGAUGAGUUCCUAAUGGAUAUGAAGCAAAGUAAAAGGAAAAAUAUUCGUCAAGAGCGCAAGAAGAUUUCUGCACAGAACUUGACUAUGAAACGGCUUAGAGGCUAUGAAAUAAAGGCCAGUCACUGGGAUUCCUUUUACAAGUUCUACAGAAAUACUACUGCUAACAAGUGGGGUAGUCCUUAUCUAACAGGAGAUUUUUUUCACGAGAUGGGAUCAAAGAUGGGAGAUCAAGUGUUACUUGUAGUUGCUGAAGAAGGGGAUGAAGUUGUGGCAGGAGCUCUAAAUCUCAUUGGAGGAGAUACUUUAUUUGGACGUUUAUGGGGAUGUCACCCUCAAGUCCACUAUCCGAGCUUGCAUUUUGAAGCCUGUUAUUAUCAGGCGAUUGAAGCAGCUAUUGAAUUGAAUCUGAGCACAGUAGAGGCAGGAGCUCAAGGUGAGCAUAAGAUUCAGCGAGGUUAUGUGCCCGUGACAACUUAUAGCUGUCAUUACCUUAUGGAUGAAGGUUUCAGGAAGGCCAUAGAGGACUUUCUGGAGCGAGAAUCAUGUCAGGUUAGGCUGGUUAUGAAACUAUUAAACGAUUCUGGUCCCUUUAAGGAGGGUAUACACUAAACGAGGUGCUGCUUUUUGUAGAGGAAGCAGCAAAUACAUUGGUGUUUUCCAGCAAAAUAUGUAAAUUGGUGAUAACUGUAAUUCACGAAAUGCUUUUUUUUUUUUUGGGUGCUUUUACACGUAAGUUGAACCAUGUAACCACUUGAAAGCCUUUGUGCAUAAUCACAGCAGCAGCAUUAUAUCACAAAUGGAGAAUAGGGAAAAAGUAGUUGCAAUUAUAUGAA